Messenger RNA from Asparagus officinalis (garden asparagus), 2047 nucleotides. Its product is annotated as protein LAZ1. Gene Ontology annotation, biological process: transport. NCBI's taxonomy places the organism in Eukaryota, Viridiplantae, Streptophyta, Magnoliopsida, Asparagales, Asparagaceae. The coding region runs from base 227 to 1696 and encodes 489 amino acids. The transcript has 8 exons. The record is from RefSeq and is a predicted model, not a curated record. Gene Ontology annotation, molecular function: transporter activity.
AGAAAAAAAAAAUGCGAAUCGUAACUCGACUGACUUCCAACUCCGCCCCCAUUGUCCUCGCUGACCGGCCCCAGAUUCCCCCCGAAAUCAAACCCUAAUCCCCCCCUCGGACUCGAUUUCUCUCUGACCCUGAAUCUUAAACCUUUUGAUCCCCAAGAUUUGAUCUUCAUCCGCUAUCUCAAAUGGUUAGCAGUCAUGAGAGCCGAGCAGGGCAAGCUUGUUCUUGAUGACGAUGGAGAAUCUUUGGGGGGAUUCCCUUUAUCCGUUCCUUGCCGCUUACUCGCCGCCGCAAUGGGCGACGGCGAUCGCCGGAGUUUUUGUAGUAGUCUCGCUGUCGCUGUCCACGCACCUCUUGUUUCAACACCUCUCCGCUUACAAGAAUCCUGAGGAGCAGAAGUUUCUGGUUGGUGUUAUCUUGAUGGUCCCUUGCUAUGCCAUUGAAUCGUACGUGUCAUUGGCGAAACCUUCAUUUAGUGUUGACUGUGGUAUACUCCGUGAUUGCUACGAGUCAUUUGCCAUGUAUUGUUUUGGAAGAUAUCUAGUUGCUUGCUUGGGUGGGGAAGAGAGGACAAUCGAGUUUAUGAAGAGGGAGGGUGGUUCAAGUUCUAGUGCACCUCUACUUCCACAAGCUUCUGAAAAGGGUGUUAUCAAGCAUCCAUUUCCCAUGAAAUAUUUUUUAAAACCAUGGAGACUGGGUGAAUGGUUUUACCUGGUUAUCAAGUUUGGGAUUAUUCAAUAUAUGAUAAUAAAGACAGUGUGUGCCAUAUCAUCUGUGUUUCUUGAAGCUUUUGGUGUAUAUUGUGAAGGAGAGUUUAAGUGGAACUGUGGGUAUCCCUACAUGGCUGUGGUUCUCAAUUUCAGUCAGACAUGGGCCCUGUACUGUCUAGUUCAGUUCUAUACUGCUACCAAGGAUGAAUUGGCGCAUAUAAAACCAUUGGCUAAAUUCUUAGUCUUCAAAUCAAUAGUCUUUCUCACUUGGUGGCAAGGCGUGGCAAUUGCACUACUUGAUACCUUGGGUUUGUUCAAGAGCCCUAUAGCUCAAGGUUUACAAUUCAAAACUAGUGUUCAAGAUUUCAUCAUCUGUAUAGAGAUGGGUGUUGCCUCUAUCGUUCACCUCUAUGUAUUCCCUUCCAAGCCUUACGAGCUAAUGGGCGAUAUCUUUCCGGGAAAUGUUUCAAUUCUUGGAGACUAUGUAUCUGCAGACCCUUUAGAUCCUGAUGAGGUUAGGGACAUUGAACGGCCCACAAAGCUGAGACUUCCUCAGCCUGAUGUUGACUCCAAGAGUGGAAUGACCAUCAGAGAAAGUGUUCGAGAUGUUGUUCUUGGUGGUGGGGAAUAUAUUGUAAACGAUUUGAAGUUCACCGUGACCCACGCAGUAGAGCCCAUGGAGAAGGGUUUCACACGAUUCAACGAGAAGCUCCACAAGAUCUCUGAGAACAUAAAAAAGCAUGACAAGGAGAAGAAAAGAACAAAGGAUGACAGCUGCAUCGGUUCAUCAUCACCUACGAGGAGAGUAAUUCGUGGUAUAGAUGACCCCCUCCUCAAUGGAAGCUUUAGCGACAGCGGGGCUACCAGAGGAAGGAGACAUCGAAAGAAGUCGGGGUACACAAGCGCAGAAAGUGGAGGAGAGAGCAGUAGUGAUCAAGGCCAUGGUGGCUUUGAGAUCAGAGGACGAAGGUGGAUUACCAAGGACUGAAGAUUUAAGAAAAUAGUACAAUUUUUCUUCAGGAGGAUGAAGGACGAUCACACUGUACACGGGUUUUCAAGUGGAGUUGUGUAUAUAUGUUGAAAUGGUUAAGAAACCCGCAUGCGUUAAUGAAGCAUUCAGUGGGGUGAUCCAGGCUUUAUUCACAGGUCUGUCUGAUAUAGAUUCAUCUUCACAAGGGAAAUGGUCUUCUGUAUAUCAAAUUCCUAUGUAAUUUGCAAAAAGCAGAUGCACAUAUGAUGAUCAACUGUCAUAAAAUUACUUGAAAUGCAGGUGCCAUUGGCUUGCAUAUAUUCGAAGUCUGUUUGUAUGGGAUUUACUCGGAUCAGUGCGUGUUUUGUU